CCCUAUCUCGCGGAGGGAGUGCGUCGCGACUCGUGCUGGUUCUAAGGUACGCGCUGUGCUUGUUGGCGUGCAAACGCGAUGCGAUGUUGAUCGACGCCGCCGUGACCUCUUGAACCCCGCAAGACAUCUGGGCAAAAAACGGCCCGCGACGGCAACCUUUCCGGGGUUUGAAGAGCCACCCAUGACGGAGCCGAUCGCAUCAGAGUGAACGUGCACCGCACUUUUGGCCGUGCGGGAACACUCGUGAGGGGCUUCCAUAGCGCGACCAGUCGCAACUUCCUUGGUGUUGCUGCUUCGUGCGGUGUCAGCUGCUUCCAACUGCUUUCUUCUGGAUCGUUUCGCGUCGUCUUCCGCUGGACCCAAAAUGGCGGCUCUCAGUGGUCACAAGAGGACGUUGCCGUUGCUUGUGUCUGUCUUCGUUCAACUGUGCGUGUGCGCGCCGGACGACGAGUCCGGUGGGACGACCGCGCCGAUGCUGCCCGAGACCACCACCAUGCUGCUCGGCUCGACGACGUUCGAGAUCACCGAGAUGACGGUGGAGGAAGUGCCGACCGGCAGCACGGCGAGUGACAUCACAACGACGGCGAUGACUGCGACGGAGAGGACGAGCUCCACUACGGCCGAGGUUACGGAGGCGUCAACUGAAGAGGUUACCGAAGGCAUCGGAGCCACAGAGACGGUCAGUAGUUCUUCCUCCGCAACGACGGCACCCUCGACGCUGUCAGAUGAUGGGUCGGCCCAAACGACAACACCAAUGUCAACACGGAGGGCCACCCUAGAGCUGAGCCUCGGAGACAUGGACCCGCCAGGACUGCUGCUUCCAUUCCCGCUACUGCCACCUAACCGUACAGAACCGUGGUUCAAAAACCAAGCUGACAGCCGGCUGGUGCAUCAGGGCGUGUGCGACUACUGCUUGUUCGACGGAGAGGGCAACUUCACCAGCUACGGCUACCCGCUCGACUACCCUCCGCUGCUUGAGUGCACUUACCGCGUAAAGCGGGUGGGCGGGGCCUGUUCGCUCCAGGUGCGCUUCCACGACUUCGACCUGGAAGAGUCGCCCGGGUGUCGGAACGACUACCUGGCCGUCGCCGACAAGAGGUUCUGCGGACGGCGACGCUACCGCGGCCACACAGAAAUUGUGGACUUCCCUAAGGAGAGUGACGAGGUGACGUUCUACCUACACACCAAUCCGCUCGUCUCCGGCAAGGGUUUCUGGAUCGAGGUCAACCGGCGGCCCGGUUUCUGUGACACACGCAAGAAUGUGGUGGGGCCAUGCGAGGAGCGCCACUCGCACGAGGAGUUUCAGCUGUGGAGCCCGGGCUUCCCGGAGUCGUACGCGAGCAACCAGAAGUGCUGGUACUACAUCCGCCGGGCCACAGACGCCGUGUGUGGCCUCGAGCUCACCUUCCUGCACUUCGAGCUGGAGCAGAGUGACAGCUGCAUCUACGACUACCUCGACGUGGACGGACAGAAGCUGUGCGGAUCCAUAACGCCGGGCGCCGUCCGCGUGUUCAUGUUCAACCGUGACCAACUCCUGAUGCACUUCAGCAGCGACAGCCAGAACAACAAACGUGGCUUUCACAUCAAGGCCCGCCAGAUUACCGCAUGCUACCCGGGAAGCGUGCUUCCACCGCCACCGCUGUGCGACAUGUGCACGGACCGGCUGAGCGAUGACAUCACGAGCUACGGAUUCCCGACCGCCUACCGAGGCAACAUGCUGUGCCGCGUGACCAUCAGCCGGCCCUCGGACGCCUUCUGCGCGGUCGAGAUGCACUUCCGCGAGUUCGACGUCGAGAAGUCGUCGCGCUGCGACAGGGACUUCCUGCAGAUUGACCGGGACCGUUACUGCGGCACCAUGCUCAAGGGACAGCGCAAGCGCAUGGUAUACGAUACGGAGGGCAACGCCGUGAUGGUGUUCAAGACGGACGAGUCCGUGUCCGGCAAGGGCUUCCACGUGCGCUUCCACCAGGUCCCCUGCGGCGCGGCGCACAGGGACCCCGUUGCCACAGCCGCCACGACCACGACGGCGGCCAGCGGCAUUCUGCCGCCCGGUCCCCCCAAGGAGGUGCUUCGCUGCGAUCAGCGCUUCGACAAGCAGCGUGAGUUCUACGUGCAGAGUCCCAACUACCCGUCACACUACCUGGACAACCAAGACUGCCGGUACGUGAUCACCAAGGCCGGAGAGGGCGUAUGCCACCUAGAGCUCGUGUUCGCCUCCUUCGACAUUGAGUCGUCGCCGGGAUGCCAGUACGACUACCUGGAGUUCGGCGGACAACGACACUGCGGCUCGCUGCCUGCAGACCAUUCCUAUGUGAUCCCGUUCCUGGGAAGUGACAUGGUACUGCACUUCCACUCGAACGUAGCCACCACCCGACGAGGUUUCUCAGUGCGUGCCCGUCAGAUCAAGUGUGCGUUGGGCACAUCGCCGGCGCCUCCGCCUCCAUCGCAGCUACAGGGGCCACCGGGGUCCUCGCACCCAGACUAUGGCGCUGGGGACAGCAAGUCGCAGGGCGUCGUCGUGACCACCACGAUGCCUGUGCGCAUCACGACGCCGUAUGGUCCCGUUCCUGUCAGCAGCACAACGGGGGAACCGUAUAUCACGCGUCGCUCAUGUGACAUCUACAUGGACAAGAUGGAGUUCGAGCUGGAAAGUACCAACUACCCCGCCGACUACGAGGACGGCACGGAUUGCGUGUACACGGUUCGGCGCGCUCACGGCAACAUAUGCCAGAUGGAGAUCACCUUCCUGGACUUCCAGCUGCAGCCGUCGGACUCUUGCCAGGGCGACUACUUGGCCAUCGACGGCACGCGCGUCUGCGGAACCGUUGUGCCCGGGACCGUCCGCUUGAUGGACUUCCGGGAGCCGCAGAAGGUUAUGCGCUUCCACACGGACGACUCGCAGAGCGACCGCGGCUUUCACAUCGCCGUCCGGCAGAACGAGUGCGACGAGCCGGCCUCGACACCCGGAGGAGGCGCAGUUCCCGCGGGCGACGAGGAGGGCGAAUGCGACGAGACCAUCCACAAACCCGAAGCCAUGCUGCUCAGCGCCAACUACCCGGCAAACUACGGCAACAACCUCGACUGCAGGUACACGGUGCGCAAGAUGAGCUCCUCAGUGUGCCGCCUUGAGAUGAACUUCGAGCGCUUUGACGUGGAGUCCAGCACCGACUGCGAGUACGACUACCUGGAUGUUGACGGACAGCGCCUAUGUGGGAUCUUCUCCCGCAACACAUCUGGCAUGUACGACUUUGAGGAGAACGAGAAGCAACUCCAUUUCCACUCGGACGCUGCCAACUCUCGACCAGGUUUCCGCAUUCGGCUGCGCCAGGUCGAGUGCGUGGACGAAGACGAGGCGCAGUCGCCGCGGCCGCCGCCCUUCAGGCCCCUGCAGGGGGGCUUCACUACCUCGACCCUGGGCGUCGGAGGUGAUGGCCACCAUCGGGAGCACCACAAGUGCGACAAGAUUCUGACCAACCGGCUGUUUGACGUGCGCAGCCCAAACUACCCGGGAGGAUACCCGCCCAAUCUGGACUGCAAGUACAUCGUCUUUCAGGCUUCGCGCGACAUCUGCAGCGUGGAGUUCACCUUCAUCGACUUCGAUGUAGACAAGGACAACGAGUGCUUCUCGGACUUCCUCGAGAUCGACGGGGAGCGCGUGUGCGGUGUACUGCCUCCAGGCUCCAAGAGGUUGGUGCAUUUUAGCAGCUCGCAGAUGGUCUUCCGCUUCCGGUCCGACCAGGGCGGAAGCCGGCCCGGCUUUCACAUCAAGUCUCGCCAGGUUGAGUGUGGCUCGCGACUGCCACCGGUUACGGGACUCGAGAAAGCUCCGGUCCUGGGAGUGCCAUGUAUGUACGAGUUCUGUGACCAGAGUGGCGUAUUCUACAGCCAGGGAUUUCCGGGUCCUUACCCUAACCAGAUGUCCUGCACUUAUCGCAUCAUUGCCGCGGCCCCCGACAGAUGCAGGGUGGAGCUGUCGUUCAUCCAGUUCAACCUGCACUCAAACAACCGCCCGGACGACCAGUGUGGCGCAGACUUCAUGGAGAUCAAUGGCGUCCGCUACUGCAACCGCCAAUUGGAGGGACAGAUACGCAUCUUGGACUUUAAGGGUCCCCGCCGUAGCGUGACAAUGCAUUUCAUAUCCAAUGAACACGAUGCCGGGAAAGGAUUCCUCGGCUUCUACAAGCAACUCGGCUGUCCCACGGGGGAAGGAGGUGACGGCCGACCUCCGGCGUCCCUGGGUGGAGGACCACCCGAGCUGUACCAUCCGAAGCCGUAUCCUCAUCCGUCAGAUUCUUUGGACGUCGCCACCAAGCGCCAGCAGCAUCAGCACCAGCCACCCAGCUGCGACCGGCUGUACGCGCUGGAGGAGUUCGAGCUGGAGAGCCCCGGCUACCCGGGCCCUUACCGGCCGGGACUCGACUGCCGGUACUUCAUCCGGCGACACAGCGAGGCCGUGUGCGCGCUGCUGGUCACAUUCGACGCCUUCGACCUGGAGUACAGCGCCGGCUGCCACCACGACUACCUGGAGCUGGCCGGCCACAAGAUAUGCGGACAGGUGCCCGCCGGAAAGACCAAGCAAUUGCCACUGCGAGACUUCCAGACCGCGUUCCGGUUCCACUCGAACGAGGCCAUCGAGAACCGAGGAUUUAUGCUCCGCGUGCGCCAGGUGGCCUGCGGUGACGACGGUGGCUCGCUGUUCGAUCGGGGCUCGUCCCCGCCCCAGUACCCACACCACCCAGCACUCGGAGCCGGGGCGCCGCCACCGGCCGGCGGCCACCCCCUGGGUCCGGCCAUGUUCGCGCCGUCUGGGGACCCUGCAUUCUACCCACCCUCUAGAGGACUUGCAGGUGGUGCGCCUCCGCUGGCUCUGGGAUCGCCCGUGCUCGGCGGCGCUCCACUGGGCCCCCCGUCAUACCCGCUGCCUCCUCCGCCUUCACCACACGGCGGCGGGUCAGGUCGCGGCCAGUGCGACCGAGCCCUGAACCAGCCUUACUUCGAGCUUCGCAGUGCAGACCUGGGGACGGGGGACCGUGACUGCAGGUUCAUAGUGCGUCGACGGGGCGUCGACCAGUGCCGUCUGGAGUUGCUGUUUGUGCGUUUCGAUGUGGACUGCAACCAGGACCAAUUCCGCGUGCAAGACGUCCAGAUAUGCGGCAGACUGGAUCACUACACCACGCGCACCUACGACUUCGAAGGACCCGAAUUGUAUCUGUACUACCACACCCGAUCGGGCGGCCGUGCCUCCGACUUCCUCAUCAAGGGACGGCAGAAGGGAUGCGCGGAAGCCGGAAGCGGAACACCACCUGCUUCUUUUCCCGGUGGACCCCUGGGUCCACCUGUGUCUGGGCGUGACAUCAGUCACCCUCGUCACCAGGGACCGCCGUCUUAUCCACCGCCUUCGCCACCUGUAGGGUACCCGCCGCCACCGUCUGUGCCUGGCCCUCCUCCCUCUGGUGGCUCGGGUCGAGACCCGCAUGCCCUGCCGCCCCGUUACCACCCCCAGCCGCCCUCCCAUUUAGUCGGUGGCAUGGGCGGCUACCCACCGUCGGCACACUAUCCGCCAACCUCUUUGCACACCUCGGGUGGGGGUGAGCACCCUCCCAGUGUACCCUACGGGCCACCAUCGCACUACCCAGCGCCACCAUCGCAUUACGCACCGCCGCAGCCGGCACCUGCACCGUAUUACCCGCCACAGCCGCCACCGCCUGGUGGGCCUCACGCGCCCCGCGGUGGAUACCGGCCCGACCACCACAGUGGCGGGGGCCAUUAUGGACACCCCCCGGCGCACCAAGGGCCCCCGGUCGACCGUCCGCCACAAGGGCCUCCGCCGCCUGGUAUGCCGUGGUCUCCACCGUCUUCAGGAAGACCUGAAUGGAGCCCGCGAGACACCGGACCUGGUUCUCAGCCAGCGGGUUACCCUCCGGCGUCACCACACGGCAGACCUCCUGGGACAGGAGCGGCAGUGCCGUACCCUAGACCGGGACCAGGCCAGGGUCCCGCACGCCCCGCCGGUGACUGCGACCAGACGUUCACGGCGCUCGAGAUGACGGUGCAGAGCCCAAACUUUCCGGGUCCUUACCCGGCGCGCACCAUCUGCCGCUAUGUGGUGCGCCGCUACGACAGCGCCACUUGUGCCCUCGAGGUGCUCUUCAUCCGCUUCGACAUGGAGCACAACCCGGAUUGCCAGUACGAGCACCUCGAAGUUGACGGCCGUAAGCUGUGCGGCACGUUGCCCGAGAACAGUGUCCAGAAGUUUUCCUUCUACCAACCCGAAACGGAGAAAGUGCUCGUGUUCCGCUCUGACCAGGGCAGCCCUCGCCAGGGCUUCUCCAUCCGCAUCCGCCAGGUCACUGACUGCGCCGGAGCCUCGUCUUGGAUGCCCGGACAGGACAAAGUGCCCCCCGUGCCGCCAAACCCUUUGUGCGACUACUGCCAGCGGGAGCCCCGUGGCCAGCUGUCUAGUCCAAACUACCCGCAGCCAUACGGACCCAAUGCGCGCUGCACAUACCGGCUGGAGCCCGUGCCUGGCCACUGCCACGUGGAGAUGUACUUUCACCACUUCGACGUCGAGAGCUCGCCGGGCUGCAUGAAGGACUACCUCGAGGUGGACAAGACGCAACGGCAUUGUGGCAACGACCUCAACAAGGCCAUCCGCAAGUUUCCCUUCCCGGACGGCCCGUCCCCCGAGAUCCGGAUCCUAUUCAUGACUGACGGCUACGGUGGUGGUAAGGGCUUCCAUCUCGAAUACAGGCAGCUGCCGUGCAAGUCUGGGCAACCUGCGAACGGCGACGGAGGACACAAUGGUCAGGGCCCAGGUCCCGGCGAUGGAGAGGGGGGCAACGGUAGCCCGGUGGGCACGUCCGCCGUGGCCAGCUCGGACCGCAAGCUCCACUGGGUCAAAGGCUUUCGCGAGAAGCCCGGCCUCGUCACAGCCAGCAUAUUCGUCGAGAACCGCGGCAAUGCCACGACAAGCGACAGGUUCCUCCUAGACAAUAAGAAGGCGUCCUGAGCGCCACCUUCUUGCUGAUGCGCGAAACAAUUAACUUUGCCGAAAACCGUUCGGUUCGUUCCAGAUGAAGCUCGUGUGAGUGCAGCCGUCUCUCUGGUCUGGUAUUCUCCGAUAUCGUCUUGUGAGUGUACCCAGUCAUCGGGUUCAUCCACUGAAGUAAACGGGACGGCAUUCGGCUAGGCUUAAUACUACUGUGUAACUGCGCCUGCUACAUUUGCUGGCUGUGUCCUUGAGACAUUCUCAUAGUCGACGCUCGUCUUUUGCGCAAUGUCACGUACUUACUGGAAAGUUUAAGUCUCAUCGUAUACGUUGCGUAAACACGUUUGUGUUGGCGUGGUGGGGUCUGAUGCAUGCUUGGUAACAAUCACACUUAGCAGAAUCGAAAUUUCUCGCAGCCUGUAUCAUACUUUGCACAGUGGGCGAACAAGACUGCUACCCCUGCACAUGCUCCAGAUAACAGAAAAUCUUCAAGCGACCAUCAUUAUCUAAGCGAAGAUUUAGCGUACAACAAAUGAGACACCCCUUGUUCUCCUAAUUUCACCUGGCUUAUACCGCCAUAAAAAUCCCGAAGCAUGAUGACGCUAAAUUAGGGGGUUUUACGUGCCAAAACCACUUUCUGAUUAUGAGGCACGCCGUAGUGGAGGACCCCGGAAAUUUCGUCCACCUGAGGUUCUUUAACGUGCACCUAAAUGCAUGAUGACGUUGUACUUGGAUUAAUACAACAUUUUAGGGGUUGGGCAAGGUCUUGCACUGUUUAACUUAGCCAUUUGGGGAAAAGGAAAAAUCGGUUUGAUGUGUUCGAACGACGACACACUGAUUGCUUUUGAGGCAUCAGUUGCAAUCUUCAAACGCUACUAAGCAGAGAAGUACUCGGUGGACUAGUUAGUGGAUGUGUUGAUUUAUAAAGGCCGAUAAAACCCUCUAUAUAAUGUCCUGUUCAAACGACUUUUUACGCUGCGAUUCUCCUUAAGCUUUUAUUUACGUCGUAUGUGGCAGUAAGAUAGACAGACGUGUCUGUAGGUCUGCAUGCAUCAACGCUUUUAUCUAAUGUCAGCAGGACGUCAGUAUUGCACCUGGCGGCACUCUGGCGAAUGGCAUUUAGAAGCAGUCCCCCCCCCCCCCCAAAUGUACCUUACUGGCUCUUGCAUAUUUAAACGAAAUCUUCUCUAUGCUGGUCAUACAGGAAUUUUUCUAACCUUGAAACCAUAGAAUUCUCCACAUGACGUCCUGUCGCCGGUGAUCAUUCACCAACGGAGAUUCUGGACAUGCCAUGUGUCUACUACAGGGCAUCUUUCUUUCCACUCAUGAUUCUGGCAACACCUGCAGCCUAUUUACGUAGCUCAUGUAGGUUAUUGACCACGUGUCCUUUAUGUGAAUGUCCCUCACAAUGGUGUGAGGUCUAUGCACAUCUCCAGCAAGAUUUCCAGCAUGCAGCUAUGCAGCUUGCACCAAGCGCCCGCAGCCUGCUAAAGGAGGCGCAUUUUGCUACUCUUAAUAGCAGCCAGCCGUCCUCUGCAUAAAUUCGCGCAGGGCACACUGGUACCGCUUCAACCAGUCGCACGCGGUGCGAUUGCAAUCAUUUUAUCAGGACACAUUACCACCACAAUGAAUAUACAAGAAGCCAUGAGGUUACCAAUGUUUUGUGUGUAAUAAAAGAAAGGAAUAAUGAAUUCAGUUGUGUUUCCGGUGACGCGAACGACUCGCUGGCUACGAACCACCCCGUCACGCAGCAACUUAGUCGAGUGGUUGGUUAAUUGCCAGUAGAUUCUGCGGGGGCAGUCACAGCUGCGUACUGCUGCUGUGAGCUUCAAGAGUGUGAUAGACAGUCUGAUAGGCAAGGCAACUCGUUUUCUUUGGACCUGUAUUCCCAAAUAACCAAGGCCAUGAGGAAACACUUUCUACGUUGAGUUUGCUACCUUCCCGGAAAAAAUGAGCAUGUCUCACAUGUACUGUUUUAUAAAUAAGUAGUGCCGUCUUAAUGUAGUUGUUACCGAACACAUUCCGCACUUCUCUGGAUGCGGUGGAAUUAUCGAUGCUGUGUGCUUCGUAGCACUAUUGUUGCGGUUGUAUAGUUACGUUAACGUUGGAACUGCACAAAACACCUACUCAUUAAAAAAGCGGGCAAUGUACAAAUUUGGUGCGGCAGUGUUCGCCCCAGCUAUUGUAUUUUUUUUAUCUAGUUCUGUUUUCUUCUGAGUACCUGGUAUACCUAAUUUUUAUGUUUCAUGAGUGAGUGAGUAUGGCAUGAAUGGAGUAGUUUCCACAGCGCACCACCGCCGUAUUCCCAAACAGCACCAACGUUCUGUGGCUUUGUACAUGGUGAAGUUUGCGUCUGUACCAGUUUUCUUAAUAGUUAUUUUCAGUUUCGCCUAAACACACAUUCCCACUUAGUUUUAAAAACCCGCAGUGAUGAUAUACAUCUGCUAUUACAGUAAGUGUAAUUGUAAACAAUACCCUACACAACGGCAUUAUUAGUUUUCUCUCCAACAAUAUUACCUAUUACAGAGCAAGAAUUAAUUCUUUCCAUUCUAGAAGUCACACUCACGUUACUGGUCGCCAAGGCUUCCAUUAGCUGUAUCUUCGUAUUUAGUCUUUUCUGCGCACCUUUUACUCCGGCAUCCACAAGCCCAAAUGAACUAUGCCUCUUAAUACGUGCACACUACUUAUGCGGCACAACCAUACUUUGACAGUGGCAAACCAAUACCGUUGUGGUUGUUCCCACUCACGCCAUGAGACACUAACAACAAAGGCUACCGCAUAUGGUAAACUUAGCUUCUUUGUCGAUAUUGCCGACAGUGCCGCAGGAAAAAGUAUUCCGUUUUGGCCAGUUAUUUAUUGCGCACUUUAGGCCGAGCACCUUUAUUCUUAUAAAUGCCAAAUCGCAUGACAUCGGUGAAGCCCUAGAUCACAAACUGGUUCGGUGCAGUAAUGACAGGGUUGAGAAACCUCUUUCGAUCCUGACCGAUUUAGACAGUGUACUGAGUAAUGAUGAAACAUCAAGAUUUUAAGAAAACGCAAAUGCAGUGGUAUCCUUUAUAACUGAUAUUUUUAGGCAUGCUGAAAGAGUCGUCUUUCGAAAUAGUCUAUAUUAUUGUUUCUUAUUUCGUGGUAGAUUGGCCGCUGUUACUGUUGAGCCGUGAUGUGACUUCUUCCGAAAAAAAAUUGUUCUGCUGCACGUGGCGCGAUGAUGCGCAUUACUGUGAACUAAUUCAUUGUCUGUGACAUCGCAUGCACUGAAAUAAACUUCCUUAUCGAGAGCUUACA
This is a messenger RNA of Dermacentor albipictus, 10273 nucleotides long. Its product is annotated as cubilin-like. NCBI's taxonomy places the organism in Eukaryota, Metazoa, Arthropoda, Arachnida, Ixodida, Ixodidae. The record is from RefSeq and is a predicted model, not a curated record. Gene Ontology annotation, molecular function: serine-type endopeptidase activity.